Molecule: messenger RNA, 2053 nt
Organism: Tripterygium wilfordii
Lineage: Eukaryota; Viridiplantae; Streptophyta; Magnoliopsida; Celastrales; Celastraceae
Product: hsp70-Hsp90 organizing protein 3-like
Exons: 7
Coding region: 167-1882 (571 amino acids)
Molecular function (GO): Hsp90 protein binding
Source: RefSeq, a predicted model, not a curated record
CCUCCGAAGAAAAGAAGGUUCCAGAACCCCCUCCCCAGUCAUCAACCAGAACACUCUCGUCGCUUGCUUGACUCUCCUUAUAAUCCCCAAAACUCACCGUUCAAUUUCUAAUUUUACGACUCUCUCUCCGUCUCUUCAAUCAAUAAACAGUCAAUUCUCCGGUGCCAUGGCCGAAGAAGCCAAAGCCAAGGGUAACGCCGCCUUCUCCUCCGGUGACUACGAGACCGCCGUUCGCCACUUCAGUGAUGCUAUCGACCUCGCCCCUACCAACCACGUGCUCUAUUCGAACCGAUCUGCCGCCUAUGCAUCCUUACACAAGUACCACGAAGCCUUAACUGAUGCCAAGAAAACCGUGGAGCUCAAGCCUGACUGGUCCAAAGGCUACUCCCGCCUCGGUGCGGCUCACUUUGGCUUGAGACAGGCCCAGGAAGCCAUUGCCGCCUAUAAGAAGGGUCUCGAGAUCGACCCCAGCAACGAGGCCUUGAAAUCUGGAUUGGCUGACGCCCAAGCAGCUUCCCGAACCCGACAGCCUCCGAGUCCUUUCGGUGACGCGUUUGGUGGACCCGAGAUGUGGGCGAAAUUAACAGCGGAUCCGGCUACUAGGGCAUAUCUGCAACAGCCGGAUUUUGUUAAGAUGAUGCAGGAUAUUCAGAACAAUCCAAACAAUUUGAAUCUUUACUUGAAGGAUCAGAGAGUUAUGCAGGCGCUUGGGGUUCUGUUGAACGUGAAGAUGAAGGCACCGACUGGCGAGGAUAUGGAGUUUCCGGAGGAUGACUCACCACCGCCACCAGUGAGGAAGGCAGAGCCGGCGAAGGAGGAAACGAAAGAGCCAGAGCCGGAACCCAUGGACUUGACGGACGAAGGGAAGGAGAGAAAGGAGACGAAGGAUCUGGCUGUGAAGGAGAAGGAGGCUGGUAAUGCGGCAUACAAAAAGAAGGACUUUGAGACUGCUAUAGCGCACUACACUAAGGCCACAGAACUUGACGAUGAAGAUAUCUCUUACAUUACCAAUCGAGCGGCAGUUUAUCUGGAGAUGGGCAAGUAUGAAGAAUGUAUCAAAGAUUGUGACAAGGCUGUUGAAAGGGGAAGAGAGCUUAGAGCAGACUUCAAGAUGGUAGCUAAAGCAUUGACAAGGAAGGGUACUGCUCUAGCAAAAAUGGCAAAGUGCUCGAAGGACUAUGAACCAGUUAUUGAGGCAUUCCAGAAAGCUCUUACAGAACAUCGGAAUGCAGAUACAUUGAAGAAACUAAAUGAUGCUGAGAAAGCAAAGAAAGAACUAGAGCAGCAAGAAUAUUUUGAUCCAAGGGUGGCUGAUGAGGAGCGUGAGAAAGGUAAUGAAUUUUUUAAGCAGCAGAAGUACCCAGAGGCUGUGAAGCAUUACACAGAAGCCUUAAGAAGGAACCCGAAGGAUCCAAAGGUAUAUAGUAAUAGAGCUGCAUGCUACACAAAACUUGGGGCACUACCUGAGGGAUUGAAGGAUGCAGAGAAGUGUAUUGAGCUGGAUCCAACCUUUUCCAAGGGGUAUACAAGAAAAGGUGCUGUUCAAUUUUUCAUGAAGGAUUACGACAAGGCUCUGGAAACUUACCAGGAGGGGCUGAAACAUGAUCCUCAAAAUCAAGAUUUGCUUGAUGGUGUGAGAAAAUGCAUCGGGCAAAUUAACAAGGCUAGCCGUGGUGAUUUAACCCCCGAUGAAUUGAAAGAGAGACAGGCGAAGGGAAUGCAGGACCCAGAAGUUCAGAACAUUCUUUCUGAUCCAGUUAUGAGACAGGUAUUGACGGACUUCCAAGAGAACCCAAAGGCAGCACAGGAACAUAUGAAGAACCCGAUGGUGAUGAAUAAGGUCCAGAAGCUUGUCAAUGCGGGAAUUGUCCAAAUUAGAUAGAAUGUGAUGAGAAAGUUGAAGACUAUUAAAGGGCAAAAGGCGUUCCUGUUAAUAACUUGUACUUUUGAUUUGAGUGCCAUUUAUUUAUUUCUUAAAAAACUAUUGCAUUUGGCAAUUUUUUUUUGAGGUGAUGCUAUUUUCAAACAGUGAGACGGGCACUUUUUCUUCUAA